AUGGCCGCAGCUGAGCCCAGCCAGCUCCAGUUCGGGGAGAUCGCCGCGCCCCCCGCCUACCGGCCCGCCCACUCCGGCGGGGCGUUCCUGCCGCCCCCGAACCCCGCCGCUGCUCUGCUCCCCGCGCGUCCCUCGGGCCCCGGUCCGGAGCGCGGCGCCCCAGUGGCCUUCGCCGGCUUUCUCGGGAGGGGUCCCGGGCCCGCGGCGCCGCCCUCCGCCGCCCUGGGCCCGCCUGCGCCCCCUAAAGGCGCGGCCGUCCCGUCGGCGUCGCAGCGCCGAAAGCGCACGUCGUUCAGACCCGAGCAGCUGCAGCUGCUGGAGCUCGUCUUCCGCCGGACCAUGUACCCCGACAUCCACCUGCGUGAGCGCCUGGCCGCGCUCACUUUGCUCCCGGAGUCCAGGAUCCAGCAGUUUCUCUCUCCCCCCUUCCAGGUGUGGUUCCAGAACAGGCGCGCCAAGUCGCGUCGUCAGAGCGGGAAAUCCUUUCAGCCUUCAGCCAGGCCAGAGCUUUUCCUCCACCACUCUGCUUGUGAAACUGAAGCAGAAUAUUUGAAGCCCCAGCUGCCUCUGGAGGUAGAUGUGAACUGCCUGCCGGAUCCCAACAAGGUUGGAGGAGACAUCUCCGACCCUAGCUCCCAAGCUCAGAAUUUUGAAACCUAUUCUCCUCUCUCUGAAGACAUUGGUUCAAAGCUGGACUCAUGGGAGGAACACAUCUUUUCUGCCUUUGGUAACUCUUGAGGAGUCUGGGAGAAUUCAGGAUAAGGUCAGAGGAACCAUGACUGACAGCCAGGGAGACACACAUCAGAAUACCAUCCUUUCUGGCUUCCAUGUUAAGGACUCAUCCAUGUUAACCUUGGUAAUGGUUUUGGGUCAUCUCUCACCUGUGAAGCUUCUUCCCCUUUUGCCCAUGAACUUUUGCCCAUGGCCUGUUCUUUCUUCAUAGUACACACCCCCUAGGAGUUCUGGCAUUUUUUAUCAGUGCAUCUCCAAAUCUGCACUUUCAUUUUGGUCUGCAUACCUGCUCCUUCCUACCAGUCCUGUUGUUAUUUUUUCGAACUAGUUUUUCAGAACUCACUAUCUUCACAAGAACUCCUUGGUUCGACUCAGUUUCCCCUUGUGCUUAACAGCUGCUGUCUUCAUAUGGCUCCUCCAAGGCUUAUACCCUUAGACUCAUGUUAACCCAGCUCCUUCAAUCCUCAUCCUAUCAUCAAGAUUUACUACUUUUUAAAUUUGGCCUGACAUCUUUAUGCUCAUUCGUAGCUCCAGUGAUCCUGCAUCCAGAUUAUUCAAGAGCCCCCUGCCUCAAGUUUCUCCGCUUUUAAAAAACUACUCUUUAGAAAUCUGUAGUAGCCUCCAAUUGCUACCAAAUUAUAAAAACGUUUUGGUUACCCUUCCAGAUAACUGACAUUGAUAGCCUACAGGACAAUUAUGUGCAUCUUCUUAGGGUCACCCAUCCACAAUAUAUGCCUCUGUCUCAAAGCCACUCCUUUCAGUUUUAGAACCAAAUGAAUAACCUCUCUCUUUCAAAACACUCUAGACCUCCCUCUUUCUGAAGGCUGUAACUUUUUCUAAUCCUCAUUUUGUACCUGUUACUUCAAU
This is a messenger RNA of Balaenoptera musculus (blue whale), 1599 nucleotides long. It is a transcript of the gene MIXL1, whose product is annotated as Mix paired-like homeobox. The record is from RefSeq and is a predicted model, not a curated record. The transcript is spliced from 2 exons. Gene Ontology annotation, biological process: hematopoietic progenitor cell differentiation; regulation of transcription by RNA polymerase II; endoderm formation. Bases 1 to 738 code for a protein of 245 amino acids. Lineage: Eukaryota; Metazoa; Chordata; Mammalia; Artiodactyla; Balaenopteridae. Gene Ontology annotation, molecular function: DNA-binding transcription activator activity, RNA polymerase II-specific; RNA polymerase II cis-regulatory region sequence-specific DNA binding.